This is a messenger RNA of Humulus lupulus (European hop), 2723 nucleotides long. RefSeq names its product diacylglycerol kinase 3-like. NCBI's taxonomy places the organism in Eukaryota, Viridiplantae, Streptophyta, Magnoliopsida, Rosales, Cannabaceae. The transcript is spliced from 15 exons. Gene Ontology annotation, molecular function: ATP-dependent diacylglycerol kinase activity. Bases 1446 to 2006 code for a protein of 186 amino acids. The record is from RefSeq and is a predicted model, not a curated record.
AGAUUUUUUUUCAUUUUUGACCUCAAAAUUUUUGAGACCCGAUAGAGACCCAAUUCUCAUACCUUUUUUCCCCUUCUCCUUCUCGUCUCUCUCUUCCCUUCGCCCUAGCCGCACUCCCGUAACCACCAUCAUCCUCAGCUCCGACCACCUAACCACCAUCCUCACACCCGUUUUUCUCCGAGCCAAGCUCCAAAUCUCAGGCACCCGUGAACCCAACCCCCGAACCAAGUGACCCCAGGUGCGAGCCCACCUCUGCGUGCCUUUGACCCAGUGAUCUCAUCGUUCUUAGAUUGAGAGAACAAGAACGAGAUUGAGAGAUAAACAAGGCUAUGGAACCAGAAUCUGGGAUUUCCACUGCUCACCGCUCGACUUCUACUACUAUAGGCCAGCAAUCUUCAUGGCCGAGGAUGUCGAGGAAUUGUUACUAGCUUAUCAGAGCUUUGGUGUAGUUUACGGGGACUUGGGCACUUCACCUCUUUAUGUUUACUCAAGCACAUUUUCUGGGAAGUUACAGAAACAUAUUAGCCAAGAUGCAAUCUUUGGUGCUUUUUCAUUGAUCUUUUGGACUCUUACUCUUAUCCCUUUGCUUAAGUAUGUCUUUGUCUUACUCAGUGCUGAUGAUAAUGAUGAAGGUGGGACCUUUGCUCUUUACUCACUGCUUUGCCGCCAUGCUAAGUUUAGUUUGCUUCCCAACCAGCAAGCAGCUGAUGAAGAGCUCACUGCCUAUAAAUAUGGUCCAUCUUCUCAGCAUGCUAGUUCCUCUCCCUUGAAGAGAUUUUUGGAGACGCAUAAAAGGUUAAGGACUGCCCUUUUAGUUGUUGUGCUGUUUGGAGAAUGCAUGGUCAUUGGUGAUGGUGUCCUUACUCCUGCUAUCUCAGUUCUAUCUUCGGUUUCGGGGCUUGAAGUUACAGAAAAGAAAUUAACUAGUGGUGAACUUCUCUAGAUUGCUUGUUGCAUCUUGGUCGGUCUAUUUGCUCUGCAGCACUGUGGCACACAUAGAGUUGCCUUUUUAUUUGCACCUAUCGUAUUGAUCUUGUUAUUUUCCAUUUUUUCUAUUGGUCUCUACAACACAAUACAUUGGAACCCAAAAGUUGUUUAUGCUUUUUCACCCCAGUAUAUUGUCAAGUUCUUAAAGGAGACUGGUCAAGAUGGUUGGAUUUCUCUUGGUGGGAUUCUUCUUUCUAUAACUGGAACCGAAGCUAUGUUUACAGACCUUGGUCAUUUUACUGCUUUGUCAAUAAGGCUUGCGUUUGCUUUUGUUGUAUACCCAUGUUUGGUUGUACAAUACAUGGGUCAAGCUGCAUACUUGUCCAAAAACCCCGAUAAGAUUCAUUACAGCUUUUAUAAUUCAAUCCCUGGUCCGAAAUUCCCUCAAAUUAAAAGAUAUUAUGAAGAAAAUUCUUUUUCUGGGUAAUACUUUGAACCAAGGGACUGCAAGAGUGUGAAUGCUUCGCCAUGAAGAUAGCACAUUAAGAAUGAUUAGAAAUCGACAAAAAACACUAGAACGCUGGGAAAAGUUGAGGAAAUAUGUGAUGUACACAUGGGGCUUUAGCAUAUUAGAUGAUGACCACGACAACAAGAAAAAUGGAUCAUGUUGCAGUGGUGAUAUCCUAAAAUCUAUAAGCGGAAAAGGAUCAUCACAAAAACAUAGGCAACAGAGCAGAACAGAUUCUAAGCUGAUCUAUUCUGGUUAUAGUUGCGGUCAAGGUUGGUUCUUUACACCUUGUACAAAUGAUCCACGAUUAAGGGGACUAACAAAUAUUUUAAGGCUGCAUGUCAAAAAGGUCAAUUGCUCAGAAUGGGAGCAAAUUACUCUUCCGUCAAGUGUAAGAGCUAUUGUUGCUUUAAAUCUUCAUAACUAUGGAAGUGGACGACAUCCCUGGGGUAAUCUGAAGCCAGAUUAUUUGGAAAAGAUUAAGCAUGCCCAGCAUCUUACACCUGGGACUGCAGACUGGUUUGGUAGGGAUUAUUGCUUCAGUACAGAAUUUGGAAAUAUCUUGUCUUGAAAAGAAUUUGGAUAUGAGACUCGGGUAGUCACCAAAGAAACUAAACCUAGUCUAAUUGCAAGUCUUCUAUAUAUCAUAUUAACUGAAAAUCUAGCUUUCUAGAGACUACAGAGAUAUUGAUUACUCCUAAAUUAUUCAUGCUAUAUUAUAGGAAGAUGACAUGCUAUUUAAUUGAAACUAAUCUAGAUUUCUGAUGAACACUUAGAAUCUUGUGCAACUGGGAUAUCUAACUGAAACUAAUCUAGAUUUCUGAUGUUUUGACAAUACUAAUUAACUAAAAGCUUAUGCAGCAAUACCUGCUAGGCUGUGUGUUUUGCUUUAAUGGGCAUUGAGUGUGGUAAAUACUGUUCUUUUCCUGUGUACUGUAUUAUGUUUGUUUCUUGCCACUUUAAUGCUCUUGUCUCUUAUCAUUUGCCCAGGGUUGUUGAGAUCAUCUGCACUUUGGUCAGGAAAUUAUUUCCUAAUCCUAAUAGUGCUGCUAUAAUGGCCAUGGGUGUUUACAUCUUGGGUUCAUGGGAGGAGCUGCCAUUACAAUUGCCCUUCAACAACUCAAAGGAUUGCUUGGCAUAAAAAAGAAUUUCACAAAGAAGACAGAUAUUGUCUCUGUUUUGCGCUCAGUGUUUAAUUCAACCCACCAUGUUGUAAUAUGAUUUCUUAAGCCUAGAAUAGUAGACUAAAUAUUGUAAUUACAUUUGAGUAAUUAAUAAAAAUCUAUUU